Molecule: messenger RNA, 4482 nt
Organism: Onychostoma macrolepis
Lineage: Eukaryota; Metazoa; Chordata; Actinopteri; Cypriniformes; Cyprinidae
Gene: prrg3
Product: transmembrane gamma-carboxyglutamic acid protein 3
Exons: 4
Coding region: 16-837 (273 amino acids)
Cellular component (GO): extracellular region
Molecular function (GO): calcium ion binding
Source: RefSeq, a predicted model, not a curated record
CGGCAUCCGUGACUCAUGUGGGUGCUCCCUAGCUGGAAACAGGGAUGGAAUGGACUAGCAAUUGCAACAGCCUGGAAGGUCAAACUACUUCAGAUUGAGUUCUCUUGUGGUAGUAUGGCAGCAGCGUUCCUAGAUGGCAAGGAUGCAAACUCUCUCCUCAAACGUUUUCCGCGGGCUAAUGGCUUCCUGGAGGAAUUCCGGCCGGGCAAUAUUGAGAGGGAGUGUGCCGAAGAGAGCUGCAGCUUUGAGGAGGCCAAUGAAGUGUUUGAAAAUAAGGAGCGAACGAUGGAGUUCUGGAAAAACCGCAGCAUCUACACAGUGAACAGCAAUGCUGAUUCUCGCUCGGAGCGCCCGGAAACCGUGUACAUGGUGGUGCCUCUACUGGGCGUGGCUCUUCUCAUCAUCAUCGCGCUCUUCCUCAUCUGGCGCUGUCAACUGCAGAAGGCCACGCGCCGACGUCCGGCCUACACCCAGAACCGCUAUCUGGCUAACCGGAACGCCCGCAGCCUCCCGCGCAUCCUGGUGCACCGCGACCCUCCCUCGCAUUCAGAGAACUCUCACGCCAAUGACAGGCCCAGCGUGGUGGUCAGCAGUGGCGAGAGGGGCGGGGCUUCGGUCACGCCGCAAGAUGCCCAUCAUCACACCAACCACUCUCAGAACAAUCGCUCCCUGUAUGUACAAGAUUCGUCUUUGUCCGUGGCUUCCCACCUAUCCGGGGCGACCCCACCGCCAUCCUACGAGGAAGUUACUGGCCACUUAGAGAGCAGCAGCGAUGAGACGACAGCCCCCUACAGUGAUCCUCCACCCAAAUAUGAGGAGAUAGUGCUAGAAAAGUGAGAGCUUUCAUAAAAAAGGACUCAUAUAGCGGUAACCAAACGUUAGGGAUGCACUGGUUCCCAAGCACUUAUCCUAAUGUGGCUCUCACUCUGAAUAGAGUGUGCAGGCUAUGUAUGUGACGGUCUCCUUGUGUCGUUGAUCGGUUCGUGGACUGCACUGGUAAACGUGGUUGUUUUUCAAGUCGCAAAGGGUCCUCCUGCCUUCACAGUCAUGCAGCCUUCUCACCAUUUCCUUGCACCUUUUCACUCUUCCUUCGACCUAUCACACCAUAACCCAUGGCGGCAGUGGCUGCCAUUCAGAAAGAAAAAUGUAUAGAAGUAAGUGAAGAAGAGAUAUAUCCCUCACCGAGAGUUGCCAAGUUGUGCGCUGCAUGGUAAUUGCAUCAGGCAUCAAGCUUCGGUGGCCUGCAAGGAAUCGAAAGGAGUGUUCAUGCGGGAAAACAAGAUGAUGUGCCAAAUCUAAUUGGUGUAUCGUAGAAAUGUUCAGACACACUGAAUAUUUAUAGUGUGUGCGUGCUGUCCUUUCUUGUGUUCAUAAAGUCACGAUUUCACCACGUAUACUAAUUCCUGUGAAUUCUUAUACCAGCAGUAUCUCUGAUCCAUGCCAACGUCCUUAGAAUUAGUAAUACACUCUUACUUGUAACACUAAUGGGAACAAAACAAAUGCAAAAUACAACAUCCAAAUCACAUAUCCGUCAAACCGAAGACCGCCGUGUGGAAAAUGCACUCGCAGGUAUGCACACAAUUCGAUUGUUUACAGACACAUACACAGAAAUUUACAUAGAAUGUAAUGCGUUUGUUUCGUGUGGAGCUUGGCCUUAGAAACAUGUAAGAAUAGUCAAUCAAAUCGUCUGCUCAGUUGCUUGUGAUUCUACGGUAAUUGAGAGAUUUUACCUCAAACGCUGUGCUCACACAAUCACUCUCUCCCAAGACACAAAUGCACAAAAACUCACACAUAAAAAAACUAAAAACUGUGUUUGGGGCCCAAUCAUUGGAUAAUACAACGUUCCAGGCCCUCGAUUUUUUUGUUUUGUUGUUCUCCCCGUUGUUCUCAGACUGAUUACAAUGUGUUUUAUUACCCUUUUUUUUAUAACAGCGUAAAAACUGUGUGAAUUUGUACAGAGCUUCCUGUGGCUUUUGACAUCACCAGGUGCUAUUCUGUACUAUAAUGCUGCUUGUUCUCACCUUGUUUCCCUCCUCAUCACUAUCUCUCUGUGUAUACGGCUUGUGCUCUUAACUAGUCAACCAAACUGCCCAUCUAUUACAUGUGGCUGAAUCAUGUUUUCCAGCUCAGGUUUAAGCCAAUGAACUGCUGCCAUUGUGGUAAAUGUGUAAAUAAUCUCUCACACUGCCAACUUUUGAGUGACUGGGAUAUUCGACUUGAGGCGAGGUCACAUUUACCAAGGAUCAAUGAAUUUUUGCGUGCAAAAUGAGGGCGUAAGAUUGCCUUAAGCAGAUUUCACUCAAAUUAGCCGUUUUGACCACAAAAUUUCGCGAAUGUGACCAGACUUUAGCAUUGUGAUGGGAAUAUCGCUGUAUCAAUCCAAUAUAAAUGUAAAAGUGACAUUGCAAGGAGUCAGUGGGUUGUUGGGCAAAGCACUAAAACUAAUAAAGCCUUAAUAUAAUUGUGCUGAAAUCACUGUAUUAUAAAAUGCUAAUGCAAAAAGGGUUAGAACUUUAACGUGACCAAACGCUUUCAUCCAAACAGUAGAUCGAACAGAUUGAAUAUAUAUACAAGCACAGUAUUUGAAAGAUGCACCGGGGAAGUGGGGGAAAAUGGAGGAAUUGCAAACUGCUUACUUGGCUUGGGGCUCUGCUCAAGUCUCUUGGGCCUCUUACUCCAGCCGCAACAAUCAAUCCCACAAUGCCCUGACAGACUGUCUUUUGCGCUGAUGGAGCACCCAGCUCAGUAGACAGCAUUGAUAAUGGCUGGCACGGACUGCAGAUCAGUUUCAGGCUUGGAUGCUGUUGAAAGACUGAUAAGAGAAUAGCAUAGACAACUCACUAUAGCAGAUGUUGAGCGUUAAGAGUUGUAAGUUAUGGCUGAACGUCACAAUGUCACAUAAAGCAACAUGUUUCUAUUGUAACAACAUCAUGUCAGAGGUAGCAAGAACUGAAGAUAAUUUCAAGUGUGGUUUAUCUUUGUGUUUAUUUUAGACUAAGAGAGAACUGUAUGCGUGAAGAAAUGUGUCAGAGAAAAUGUGUGUGUAUAUGUGUUCGUAUCUAUGCCUGUUGCCAGCACUCAUGUUCCUGUCUAGCAUUUGUGCUAGUAAGAAUGUGCCACAGAAGCCACAGGCUUUGGUUUAUAUGCUAAAUAUAUGUGUUAUAUCCUAAACCAAAACGUAAUAUAUCAUUGUUGUUCUUCAAGCCAAAUUGCAUGAUUUUUUUUUUUUUUUUAUCAUUCAUGAUGUUUUUUUUUUUCAUUUAUAUAUAUAUUUUCCAACUUUGCUUUAAUUAUCUUAGAUCUGUUUGUGCUGGUUACAACAAUUUUGCAUUCAUGAACAUAAGCACUGGUAUUGAAAUUCAUAAUUAUGACAGAAUUGUACAUUUGUACAAGACAUUUGUGUAUGUCUCAUAUCAAAUUUCCUUCAUUUUAGGCAUCAUGGCAGUUUCUAUACCAAAUGGAUAUAAUAUACUGAAAUAUCCAUUUAGUGUGAAUAUACAUUGCAUAUAAUUAGUCGCACAUGAAAGUCAGUUGCGUAAAUAGUAAACUGAUGCAUGAAUCCAGUUUGAUUUUUUAUUAUUUUUAUUUUGCUUUAGAAAUAUUUCUUCAUAUUUAAGCUUGAAUAUAAUUAGGAAAAAAAUGAUUACAGCACAGAUUGUUAAAAGUAUUAACUAUCAAUGAAAUGUCUCACACAAAGAAAAUGAUUGGUAAUUGCUCUUUAUUACUUUUAAUUAGGCUUUAAUCGUGUUUAAUAGACAAUUGACUUUAAAAACAGCCAGAAGUCUUUAGAGUCUUCCAUAACAAAUCUAUAUAGCUUUUCUUUAAAGAUUUGUCUCACAUGGAUCUUAACAGAGCUUCCAAUGAGAUUGAUAUAUUUUGAAAAAUUAUGUUGUUCCUGUUCUAUCACAAACAUCAUAUAUGAAUCAUUUCAUUAAAUUUAAAUGUACAGUACAUAUCGUAUCACCUUAAUGGAAGAGUUGUGAUUAGAGAACUUAUUUUACUAUCACUGAGGUACUAUUAUAGUUUGUGUUAAUAUUUUAAAUUUGUUUUCAAUUAUUUUUAUUUUCCAUUUUAUUAAUUUUGCGUUUUUGUCAUUUAGCCUAUUAUUUUUUUUAAUAUGUCUGCAUAGUUUUAUAGUACAUUCUAUAUAGGUUUUAGUUUCGUUUAUUUCAGUUUUUAGUUUAUUUUAGUGCAUUAAGUUAACAAGCUGAAAGGAUUUUUUAAUGUGUAACAAUAACCCUGUUAGAAAAACACUACAUGUUUACAUUUUGCUCAGAAAUGUGGAUUUAUGGACACAGUUUAUAUCCAAAACAUCUGUAUUUGUUAAAUAAAGGGAGAUAAAACAACAUUUCACAUGUUUGUUACUCCUGAGAAAUGUUUUCCUUUCCCUGAGAUCACACUGUUAAUUGAAUGUUCCAAGUGCCAAUUUCCUUUUUGUGAAAGCACCGAUGUUCUUGAAUAAUAGUCUAUUAAAGAACGAAA